AUGACUUCCACUCCCUUCCAUAUUCGAGAAUUGACAUCGCCCGAAGACGUUCAGUUGAGGCAGAUAGCUGAUAUUCUGUACGAAGGCUUCAAAGACGUCGACCCUAUCUCGUCUUUUGCUUGCGGGGACGAUCCUGCGCUUAUGCGAGAGUUUCACCAUGCUACCAUGGCAGGCGCAGUGAUAGGCGGGCAUGUCUUUGUUGCCGAAACUAUCUCCUCGCCCAAGAAGAUCAUAGGCUGCGUUGCAUUUUUUGGCCCCGGUAGCGACGUCUUGGGAGAUGAGGAACAAUUAUCCCAAGGCUUCAACAAUUUCCUAUCCAAGCUUUCCCCAGACGUCGUUGAUUGGUGGAUGGGAUUCAUGCCGAAGUUCGCUGCGAUGAGCGAUGCGAUCCUUGGACCGGGAGUCAAGGAAUCCGGAUGGAAAAUGAAUUGUCUAGCCGUGUCUCGUGAGUUCAGAAGGAAAGGCGUCGGAACGGCACUGGUGAAUGCAGGCGAGGAUUUGGCGCGCAAAGACAAAAACGCUUUGAUUUUUGAGGGAGGCUCGGAGGGGACGGAGCUGUAUUGUAGGAUGGAAUAUGACCUUGUCGGUAGCCAGAGCAUAGGGGGAGAUGCCGACCCAAAGUUCAAGUCGCCGAUGGAGAAAUUGACUCUCAAUAUAUUCCGCAAGGACUUUCGCUGCUAG
Molecule: messenger RNA, 681 nt
Organism: Punctularia strigosozonata HHB-11173 SS5
Lineage: Eukaryota; Fungi; Basidiomycota; Agaricomycetes; Corticiales; Punctulariaceae
Exons: 7
Coding region: 1-681 (226 amino acids)
Molecular function (GO): acyltransferase activity, transferring groups other than amino-acyl groups
Source: RefSeq, a predicted model, not a curated record